AAGUGAUAAGAACAGAGAGUAGAGCUUUGUGCGUGAAACCGGUAAAAGGAGGAUGCGUUACAUAUCUGAAGCUUGCAAGAAAAACUAUUAAUGAGUCUAGUCAAUUUCGGCUCAUUACUCACGUCAACUAACUCCAGGCCAAUCUCUGCGGCCACAAUCACUCAGAGGCAAAACAGAUUAACAAUAUUUAAUAAGCAUCAUCUAACAAAGGGCCAAGCUAAUAACUACAAGAGCGACUGUUUGAGACAGGUUCGAUAACAAUACCUAUCUUUCUCCUAAUUAUAUGUUUUCUCAGGUUGUUCUACCCAAUCACCUAUGAGUGUCUUUUCUGCAGAAGCAACAAAAAAAAAGUUGGAAACUUGUGUAAAAGCAUGAUGGGAAAAAGAGUUCUUGCGUUCUUGUUGCUCUCAGCUCAGCUCUUGGUGCAGAUACCUGAAACUAGAGCGAAAGUUCCUGCACUUAUCGUAUUUGGAGACUCAACUGUGGAUUCAGGAAACAACAACCAGAUUUCUACGGUUCUAAAGAGCAAUUUCCAGCCGUAUGGCCGGGAUUACUUUGACGGCAAAGCGACAGGGAGAUUCUCAAAUGGUCGGAUAGCACCAGAUUUCAUUUCAGAAGGUUUGGGACUCAAGAACGCAGUCCCUGCGUACCUAGAUCCUGCAUACAACAUCGCAGACUUUGCCACUGGUGUCUGUUUCGCUUCAGCUGGAACUGGCUUAGACAAUGCAACCUCUGCUGUGUUAUCUGUGAUGCCGCUUUGGAAGGAAGUGGAGUAUUACAAAGAAUACCAGACAAGGCUAAGAAGCUACUUAGGUGAAGAGAAAGCUAAUGAGGUUAUUGGGGAAGCACUUUACCUGAUUAGUAUCGGAACAAACGAUUUCCUGGAGAAUUACUAUCUUGUUCCCCGCAGGUUACGGAAGUACUCUGUGAAUGAGUACCAAGAUUUCCUGAUAGGAAUCGCAGGAGAUUUCUUGACAGAUAUUUACAGACUCGGAGCUCGUAAGAUGUCUCUGUCAGGACUCUCGCCUUUUGGAUGCUUGCCCCUGGAAAGAACAACUCAGAUCUUUUAUGGAAGCAAAUGUAUCGAAGAAUACAACAACGUAGCUAGAGAUUUCAACACCAAGAUGGAAGAAAAAGUCUCCAAGUUGAACAGAGAGCUGAACGGACUCCAGCUGGUGUUUUCAAAUCCGUAUGACCUGGUUUCAGAUAUCAUAAACUAUCCUGAAGCAUUCGGUUUCCAAAAUGUAAGAAGUGCAUGCUGCGGGACGGGAUACUAUGAGAUGAGCUACUUGUGUGAUAAAAUGAACCCUUUCACAUGCUCUGAUGCAAGCAAAUACGUAUUUUGGGACUCAUUUCACCCAACAGAGAAAACAAACGCCAUCGUAGCAGACCAUGUUCUGAAGUACGACUUAUCUCGGUUUCAGUGAUUACUAAGAAGUGUAAUAACAACAAGCAGUAUAUUUUUACAUACUACAUUCUUUCUUCUACCUUUUCAGUAUUUGCUUACCAUAUUUCUGUAACCACUGUUUAGUCAAGUUUCUUGAUGUCUCUAAGCUUCCAGAGUGUUCUAAAAGAAACAUUUUUUCCUAACUUUUAAGGUCAUUAAACUAGUUAAUAAUGCUACAGUGAUGUUAUCAAGAUGGAUCAGAUCAAAAUGUUAAAAGAUAUUGCAGAAAGAAACUGAAUUCUGAAGCCAGAAACCAAAACCGUUGAGAGAUGUGCCUCAAUGUAUUCCACUAUCAGGAGUAACAUUUCUCAAUUGGUUCAACAUUUUCGUGACAAGUACAUAACAAGGUGAAGUAGGCAGAGAGAUAAACAAACACUAGAAGAAAGUUUGUACUUUGGAAUCAAAAUAUUUCCUCACAAAAAAUCACCUGAGGAAUGGCCAUGAUCCAAAGAAUAUUGGGAAAAGCUAUAGCCUAUAAAUACAAAAUACAUCAUACUGAGUUUUGUAAAACUGAUCCACACGUCGAAGGAUUUGAAGUAGCAGAAGAGCCUUUUGAAUUUUGAUCUUCAUCUAGAUUCCAGAAGCCAUGCUUUCGAUGUUCAAACCCAAAGGAACAAGAAGACGAAAUCAAACAGAGAGAUAGAGGAGUGAGAAGAAAAAAGGAGGAGGGAGAGAAGAAAAAUACGACAUUUUUCAACACAGACGAUUCGGACGAGAGAAGAGGAUGCCAUUUAGAGAAGCAGGAGAGACGAGAUCGAAUCAAA
Eutrema salsugineum is the source of this 2211-nucleotide messenger RNA. RefSeq names its product GDSL esterase/lipase At4g26790. Gene Ontology annotation, molecular function: hydrolase activity, acting on ester bonds. The coding region runs from base 372 to 1427 and encodes 351 amino acids. NCBI's taxonomy places the organism in Eukaryota, Viridiplantae, Streptophyta, Magnoliopsida, Brassicales, Brassicaceae. The record is from RefSeq and is a predicted model, not a curated record. The transcript has 4 exons.